Selaginella moellendorffii is the source of this 2366-nucleotide messenger RNA. Its product is annotated as CSC1-like protein ERD4. The transcript is spliced from 5 exons. Lineage: Eukaryota; Viridiplantae; Streptophyta; Lycopodiopsida; Selaginellales; Selaginellaceae. Gene Ontology annotation, cellular component: plasma membrane. Gene Ontology annotation, molecular function: calcium-activated cation channel activity. The record is from RefSeq and is a predicted model, not a curated record. The coding region runs from base 94 to 2277 and encodes 727 amino acids.
GGAAGGAAGAGGGCUUUCUUUAUUAUAGCAAGGUAAAGUACCCGCUCGCGGGAGGAGGAAGCUCUCUCCCUCUCUCUCUCUCCUCCAAGAUCGAUGGACACCACGGCGUUCAUCACAUCGCUGGUCACCUCGCUGCUAAUCUUCCUCUUUCUGUCGCUCCUCUACGUCUUGCUCGCGCGGCGGCCCAAGAAUUACCCAGUCUACUACCCCGCCGUGCUCAUCCGCGAGGAGGAAGGCAAGGGAAAUCCCGAGGUUGCGCGCCUGCGCACGCCCUUCCAAUGGCUGAGCGAGGCCUGGCGAGUCACCGAGUCGGAGAUUGUGAGCUUCGCGGGCCUGGACGCCGCCAUCUACAUUCACCUCCUGGAUGCCGCGCUCAAGAUCCUGAGCAUAGCGGCGCUGUUUUGCCUUCCCGUACUCGUCACGGUGGCAGCACUGAGUGACGACUACGCGAGAAAAGCGAGGCCAAGCACCGGCGGCUCCACCACCGCCACGAACUCCACCGAUGCUACAUUCUCUGGCCUGAACAAGCUGGCCAUGGGAAACAUACCGGAGCGGAACGCCAAGAUCUGGCUCUUCGCCAUCGGCGCCUACUGGCUCUCGGCGGCGGUCUACAUCGUGCUGUGGACAAAGUACCGCCGAAUCUCCAAGCUCCGCAAGUCCGUGCUCUCCUCGGGCGCCAGGCCCGAGCAAUUCGCGGCGCUGGUGCGCGACAUUCCCCGCUCCCACCGCGACACCGCCCAGAUCGACGCCUUCUUCCGCCGCAUCCACCCCGACUCCUACGAGCGAUGCAUCCCGGUGGGCGAUCUCGGCGGCGCGUCCAAGACGUGGAAGGCGAUGGAAUCCACCAAGGCGAAGCUGGAUCGCGCGCAGGCCGGGGUGACGAGCAGCAAUCGCCCGCAUCACAAGACUGGGACGCUCGGAUUGCUCGGUCCCAGCGUCGACUCCGUGGAUUUCUACAAGGAGAAGCUCCGGGAGGCGAGCGAACGGCACAAGAGCAGUAAAACCGCGGCGGCGGCGGCGCCGCCGGGGAGAGCGGCGAUCCUGGUUUUCAACAAUCCGGCGGCGGCGGCGGCUUGCGGGCAGUGCGUCUACUCGGCCUCCUCGGCCGGGCGAUGGGUGACGAGCCCGGCGCCGGAGCCACGCCAGAUGAUCUGGGGGAAUGUGAAUAUCCCCUGGUACCAGCGUUACAUCCGGCAAGCGAUCGUCUACACGCUGGUGGCGCUCACCAUCCUCUUCUUCAUGAUACCCAUUGGUUUCGUGUCCGCCUUCUCGACGCUGGACAAGCUCGAGAAGCUAGUGCCGUUUGUGAAGAACAUCGAGAAGAUCAAGGUGUUGAGCACCGUGCUCCAGGCCUACUUGCCGCAGCUGGCGCUCAUCGUGUUCUUGGCGCUCUUGCCGACGCUGCUGCUCUUCCUGUCGCGGAUGGAGGGGAUUGUGUCGCAGAGCCAUGUCGAGCGCGCCGCCGCCGGGAAGUACUUCUACUUCAACGUCUUCAACGUGUUCUUGGGCAUCACCAUCACCAGCUCGCUGUUUGACACGGUCAAGAAGAUCCAGAAGGAGCCCAACUCGACCGUGUCACUGCUGGGCGCGGCCAUUCCACCCGCGGCAUCCUUCUUCAUCACCUUCAUCGCCCUCAGGUUCUUCGUUGGCUAUGGCUUGCAGCUCUCGAGGCUGGUGCCGCUGAUCAUGUUUCGCAUCAAGAAGAAGUACCUCUGCAAGACGAAAGAGGAUAUCAGAGCUGCAUGGGCACCCAAAGAUUUUAGCUAUGCCACCAGAGUUCCCGGAGACAUGCUCAUACUCACCAUCGCACUCUGCUAUGCUGUGAUCGCACCCAUGGUUCUUCCUUUUGCGCUUGUCUACUUUGCCUUCGCGUGGAUCAUCGCUCGGCACGAGGCGUUGAAGGUGGUGGUGCCGGCUUAUGAGAGCUACGGUCGAAUGUGGCCUCACAUCCACACUAGAAUUAUUGCAGCUCUUCUCGUCUCGCAGCUUGCAAUGCUCGGCUACUUCUCCAUCAAGAAGUUUGUGUUCAGUCCCAUCUUGGUGCCGCUGCCCAUCGCCACACUGCUCUUCGCUCUCAUCACCAACAAGAUCUACUAUCCCACCUUCAAGAAUCCACCGCUGGAGGUGACCGGUCUCACCAAGGAGCACAUCCCCACCGUCUCGAGCAUCGUCACUGCCUACACGCCGAGUUAUCUCGACGAAGAGCACGAGCGGGACAAAUUUGAAGACGCUCGAUCUGCGGUGACGUCGGCGGGGAUCGCAGCGCCGCCUGUUUGAUCGAUGAUCGAUGGAUUCCUGCCUGUGCCUACUUACUUGUUUUGUGUAAAUUUGUGUUAUUGUGUAUGAUAAGCUCCGCCUUUCAGCCA